CACCCACACCACGUUCUCGUCCAGGUGCUGAGCGGCUUGACGAACCUGACCUUCCGCGCCCGAAUCAGCUGCUGACGUAUCGCCUCCGCCAUUACCACCUCACACUCUCUCUCCCCAUGAAUUCGCUCGCUUUCCCUCGCGGCCGAUGCUCCCCGUCACCACUGACGCGCCCCUCCACCUCCCGUAGUUCUUCCGUCCCAUCGUCGCGCACAAUAAAGAUUCGCCCGAGCUCGCGAAGCGUCGCCCGGUGCAACCUCCGCGACGCCAAGAAUCUCUCCCCGUCCCGCACCGUCGCCAUGGCUGCCGCGGCCGCCGCACCGGCAAGCUCUGAGAAGGAAGUGCUCCCCCCUUCCCUGACCUCCUCAUCGGAGCCCCCUCCCCUCUUCGAUGGAACCACCAGGUUGUACGUUGCGUACCACUGCCCUUACGCGCAGCGCGCGUGGAUUGCCAGGAACUACAAGGGUUUGCAGGAUAAGAUCAAGAUUGUCGCGAUUGAUCUUGCAGACAGGCCUGCUUGGUACAAGGAGAAGGUUUACCCAGAGAACAAGGUACCUUCACUUGAGCACAACAAUCAGGUGAAAGGAGAAAGCUUGGAUUUGGUCAAGUACAUUGACACCAAUUUCGAAGGGCCAGCAUUACUCCCUGAUGAUUCUGAGAAGCAGCAGUUCGCUGAGGAGCUUCUUGCGUACACUGAUGCGUUCAACAAAGCAUCGUACUCAUCCAUAGUCGCCAAGGGAGAUGUGUGCGAUGAGGCUGUUGCUGCUCUUGACAAAAUAGAAGCUGCUCUGUCAAAGUUCAACGAUGGCCCAUUCUUCCUUGGCCAGUUCAGCUUGGUGGACAUUGCGUAUGUUCCAUUUAUUGAAAGGUUUCAGAUAUUCUUUUCUGGUAUAAAGAACUACGAUAUCACCAAGGGCCGACCCAACCUUCAGAAAUUCAUCGAGGAAGUGAACAAGAUUCAUGCCUAUACAGAAACCAAACAGGACCCACAGUUUUUGCUUGAACACACAAAGAAGCGUCUUGGGAUUGCCUGAAGAUGUGACCAAGGAUGAACCCACAACAACCUGCGAUGGAGACAGGGAGCUGGUGCAGUAUAUAGUAGAUAAAGACUAGUGUGCUUCAUUUUAGCAUAUGGUUUAUCUUGAAUAAGAUAAUGCAUGUCAUGCAGACCAUGCUUAUGGAACAAACUAUUAUGUAUUUUUGGUUUGGCUGUGUACAGCUGUUAAUGUGAAUUUCCCGUCAUAUAAUUAAUUACAAGCUUCGCGGGGCGUUGUCUAAUAAAUCAAUGCUUCUUGUAUCA
Messenger RNA from Oryza sativa Japonica Group (Japanese rice), 1297 nucleotides. Lineage: Eukaryota; Viridiplantae; Streptophyta; Magnoliopsida; Poales; Poaceae. The record is from RefSeq and is a predicted model, not a curated record.